Oldenlandia corymbosa var. corymbosa is the source of this 2565-nucleotide messenger RNA. NCBI's taxonomy places the organism in Eukaryota, Viridiplantae, Streptophyta, Magnoliopsida, Gentianales, Rubiaceae. The record is from the annotation of a GenBank genome assembly.
AUGGAAAGGUUUUGGUCGGUGUUGAUUGGGUUGGGAACUGGGAAGUAUAGCCUAAAUCUUGGAGAUCUUCCCCGCGAUUUUCGGAGCCGCGGGGUGGAAGGAAGAAAAAAAAUGUCUAGUUUUGUUGGAGUUCUUGUUUCGGAUCAAUGGCUUCAGAGCCAGUUCACACAGGUUGAACUUCGCAGCCUCAAAUCCAAAUUCACAAUGAUCAUGAAUCAGAGUGGUAAAGUUGCUGUUGGAGAUUUGCCUCCUUUCAUGGCCAAAUUGAAGGCCUUCAGUGGCAAUGUUACUGACGAGGAGAUUCAAAAGAUGCUCGAAGAAACAUAUCCUGAUUUGAGUGGCGAAAUCGAUUUUGAGGGCUUCCUCAGGGCAUACUUGAAUUUGCAAAGUCAAGCCAAUGCUAAAAAGGGUAGUACAAAAAAUUCCUCCUCUUUUCUCAAGGCAACUACCACCACUCUGCUUCAUACCAUCAAUGAUUCAGAGAAAUCAUCCUAUGUUGCUCAUAUCAACAGCUACCUCAGGGAUGAUCCAUUCUUGAAGCAAUUUCUUCCAAUAGACCCAGCUUCUAAUCAAUUAUUUGAACUUGCAAGGGAUGGAGUACUUCUAUGCAAGCUGAUCAAUGUUGCAGUUCCUGGUACUAUAGAUGAACGUGCUAUCAAUGUGAAACGGGUGCUCAAUCCAUGGGAAAGAAACGAAAACCACACGCUUUGCCUGAACUCUGCAAAGGCUAUUGGCUGCACAGUAGUUAAUAUUGGUACCCAAGAUCUGAUUGAAGGAAGACCACAUCUAGUGCUUGGACUGAUAUCUCAAAUUAUAAAGAUUCAGCUGUUGGCCGAUCUUAAUCUCAGGAAGACACCUCAGCUUGUAGAACUUGUAGAGGACAACAGUGUAUGGUUUUGCUCAAUUUCUUAUAUCGCCAUGUUUUUUGGUAAAGCAUGUACUCAAUAUAAGAUGACUUGUGUGCAGGACGUUGAAGAGCUUAUGGGAUUGGCACCAGAAAAAGUCCUAUUAAAAUGGAUGAAUUUCCAUCUUAAAAAAGCUGGCUACAAGAAAACUGUUUCAAAUUUUUCUUCAGAUUUGAAGGAUGGUGAGGCGUAUGCGUACUUACUUAAUGUACUGGCACCAGAGCACUGCAGUACCGCGACAUUAGAUGCCAAGGAUCCUGUUCAGAGAGCAAAUUUGGUUCUUGACCAUGCAGAGCGAAUGGAUUGCAAAAGAUACUUGACUCCAAAGGAUAUUGUUGAAGGAUCUGCCAACCUGAAUCUUGCAUUUGUUGCACAGAUAUUUCAUCAGAGGAGUGGCUUAUCAACCGAUAGCAAGAAGAUCUCCUUUGCUGAGAUGAUGACAGAUGAUGAACAAAUGUCUAGAGAGGAGAGAUGUUUCAGAUUGUGGAUCAACAGCCUGGGAAUUUCAUCUUACGUCAAUAACCUUUUUGAGGAUGUUAGAGAUGGUUGGAUACUUUUGGAGGUGCUGGACAAGAUUCACCCAGGAUCCGUUAGUUGGAAACAUGCUACAAAACCUCCUAUUAAGAUGCCAUUCAGAAAAGUGGAGAAUUGUAACCAGGUCGUUAAAAUUGGGAGACAGUUGAAGCUUUCUUUGGUAAAUGUAGGAGGAAAUGAUUUCGUUCAAGGAAAUAAGAAGCUAUUACUUGCUUUUCUGUGGCAACUGAUGAGAUUUAAUAUUCUUCAACUCCUGAAAAACCUGAGAUCGCGCUUCCAAGGCAAGGAGAUCUCAGAUUCGGUUAUACUCAGCUGGGCAAACAAAAAAGUGAAGAGCACGGGUCGAGCAUCUCAAAUGGAGAGUUUUAAGGAUAAGAGCCUUUCUAAUGGAUUGUUCUUCCUAGAGCUUCUUAGUGCAGUGGAGCCACGGGUUGUCAACUGGAACCUCGUAACUAAGGGUGAAAGUGAUGAGGAGAAGAAGCUGAAUGCUACUUAUAUCAUCAGUGUGGCACGAAAGCUUGGUUGCUCUAUUUUCUUGUUGCCAGAAGACAUCAUGGAGGUCAAUCAAAAGAUGAUUCUUACGCUGACUGCCAGCAUCAUGUAUUGGAGCCUUCAGCAAAGUGCCGAAGAAUCAGAUUCAUCUGCAUCUACUACCCUUAGAACUCCACCUGCCUCUCCAGGAUCUUCAAUUAACAGCUCUCCAGCGCCAAUCAUGGUGGACACUCCUGAUGCAUCCUCUACUCUUUCAUUCAGUGAUUCCUCAUCUCCUAUUGCAUCUCCAUUUGAAGAAUCCCCUGCUCCAUCAGUUAAUGGGGAGGACGAAAGCUCACUUGGAGGUGAGGUAUCCAAUUUGAUCCUCGACGAUGUAGCACCAAAAGCUACAGUUUCGUUGUUUGAAGCAGAGAAUGGAGAUGAGCAAAAAUCAGUGGAGAAUGUUGAUGACUCAAAAGCAGCAGAGAAUGGGGAUGGACUAAAAGCAGUGGAGAAUAGUGAUGACUCAAAAGCAGCAGAGAAUGGGGAUGAAACGAAAGCAGCGGAGAAUGGGGAUGAACCGAAAACAGCAGAGAACGGGGAGAAACCAAAAGCUGUGGAGAAUGGGGAUGGACCAAAAUUAGAUGAGCAAUAG